AUGGAUAGUGGAAAAACAGCAAAAAGAUCAUUAAGGCGAGUUACAGAAUUGUCGGAUGAAAUAAUACAAAAGGUAUGGGAACAGUUAUUGUUAAAAGACGAUAUAAAAGAUGAGCAACUGAAGUAUUAUUUAAUUUGUGCUUCAGCAGCAAUUGUUGCUCAGCAGAAAUUUGUACCAACAAAAGUAUUGGAAACAAUCGAAAAUUUUUUAACAAAUAAAAUCGACACAAUUGAAAUGAGAAUUGUUUGUGUACAAAUUUUAUCAAAAGAAAUUAAAUCUCGGGCAACAACAACUAAUGAUUCAUUAAAACAACUCGCAUUAGAAUCACGAAAUAAUAAAAAUGAUGAUUUAUUAAUAAAUUUGUAUUUCAAAUAUUAG
Messenger RNA from Didymodactylos carnosus, 378 nucleotides. The record is from the annotation of a GenBank genome assembly. Lineage: Eukaryota; Metazoa; Rotifera; Eurotatoria; Philodinida; Philodinidae.